UCGCGGUUUACAAAUCACAAAACGUGGUCAGACAAGUUUAGACGAUCGUCGUCGAAGAAAAACUGAUGAAGCUGACCAUACUCAACUCAUAUAUCUAAAUAUGUAUCAAAAUCGUUGUAAAGAAGUGAUAAGAAAUAAUGAUUCAUACGUGUAACCUUUAACGAUAAAAACUUUAGCAAUGAAUAAACGCCUGUGAUAUACAUUAAGGUUGCAUUAAGAAAAAUUGAAUUGUGAAAUGUGUAAAAUCAGUGUGACCAAAGAAGUAAUAUAGUAUAAAAUUAAUAUGGUGUAGAAGUGAAAGUGAAGGAAUGAACAAGAUCGAAUCGUUUGGCAUUGAAUCAAUAUCAAUUAUCAGCAAUGAAUAAAAGAUAAAUUUCAAUAAAUAAAAUAAAUAGACCGGAUAUUUUCACGCGUAUCAUUUUUGCUUUUAUAUUUCACAACAUAAUAUGAAUUAUAAUAAUUAUUUAUUGAUAAAUUACGCUGUAUUAUAUAAAAUUUUUAUUGGACUGCAUAUAUUUUUAAAGAAAUUAAAUAUUAAUCUGAAGUAUAUUUAAAUAAUAAUAGAAACUGCUUAUAAGAGAAAGAAAUAAUUCCUUGAAUUAUAUUGAAUAAUUUAUAUAAUGUGCAUAAAAAAUAUUUUAUCUAGUGCUGAAACAAUAAUUUUUGCUGCAUAAUUUAAGAACAACAUGAAACAACUGACAAAAUAUUAGUUAUAAUUAAUAUUUUUAUUAAUAAGAAGAUGAAAAAUUAAGAAGUAAUCGGUAUUAAAAGAUAUCAUUACACGAUGCGGAAAUAACUCCAAUGAGAACAUAGCAUAGAAUCGGAACUCGAUCAAAGUCGAGUGUCAGAAAUCGAUCGUUGAAUUUUUGAUGUCUUUCUCUUUUUCACAUAGAAAAACCAAAGAUUUAUAAUAAAUAAUUAAUCAAUAGAAAAAAAAUCACCAAGAAAGAUUAUUGAUCAAUUUUUUAUAAUAAUACUCCAGCAUACAAAUGCAUGUUUACAUGCGAGCGAACCAAAACAUUAAUGACCUUGAAAGAGAAAUAAUCACGUGACUGUCAGAAAGCAUAAGGAUUGGAUAGUCAAGACGCAUAUAAUGUGUAUUGCGCUGUGCGCGCCCUAUGUCCCGCAUUCCGUGUCCGAUAGAUGGUAGAGGUUUAGCGGGGGAAAAGGGGCAAAAGACAGACUACGCGACGGCUACGACGACGACGGCUACGACGACGAGGACGACAAGAAAGACGAGAGAGUGUGUCGCCGUUCGCCCGUACGUCCGUUGUGUGUGUGCGCGCGCGUUGCUCGGUUGUGUUGUCCAAGAUGAAGUCCGACUCUAAACCUUUGUUGACAGCUCAGGCGGAAAAGGCGAAUCAUUACACAUACUUGAAGGAAUUUCGCGUCGAACAAUGUCCCCUCUUUAUACAGCGCAAAUGCACACAGCACCGACCCUUCACGUGCUUCAACUGGCACUUUAUGAACCAGCGGAGGCGUAGACCGGUGAGAAAGAGGGACCGCACCUUCAACUAUAGCGCCGAUAAUUAUUGCACCAAGUACGACGAGACCACCGGCAUAUGUCCAGAUGGAGAUGAGUGUCCAUUCCUUCAUCGCACUGCUGGUGAUACAGAAAGGCGUUACCAUCUACGUUAUUAUAAAACUUGCAUGUGUGUUCAUGAUACAGACACACGUGGAUUCUGUGUCAAGAAUGGUCCUCAUUGUGCCUUUGCACAUGGCAAUCAUGAUCUUCGUCCACCUGUCUAUGAUAUUAAAGAAAUACAGGCAUUGGAAAAUCCUGAUUCUGAUCCUAAUUCAUCAUCUAAUGGACCAAACAUACUUGAUAAAGAGCGGAAUUUGAUGAAUGAAGAUCCCAAAUGGCAAGAUACAAAUUAUGUACUAAGCAAUUAUAAAACAGAACCUUGCAAACGUCCACCUAGACUUUGCAGACAGGGUUAUGCUUGUCCACAAUAUCAUAAUAGUAAGGAUAAAAGGCGUAGUCCACGCAAAUAUAAAUACAGAUCAACACCAUGUCCUAAUGUGAAACAUGGAGAAGAAUGGGGUGAACCAGGAAAUUGUGAACAAGGAGAUGCUUGUACCUAUUGUCAUACACGAACAGAGCAACAAUUCCAUCCUGAAAUAUACAAAUCUACAAAAUGUAAUGACGUCCAGCAAGCUGGAUAUUGUCCACGCGGAGUCUUCUGUGCUUUUGCACAUGUUGACCGUGAGUGUACCCUCAUAAAUCUGUUGCCAACAGAAGAAAUGAGCCUGGCGAGGGACAUGGCAGUACCUAUAGAUUGUGGCACCAAUUUGGCAGAUAUUCUAAGUAAUGCGCUUCCACCUGAUAAGCGUACUCAUGAAAAAGAUAAACCACUUAGCGAUAGUAGUAAUGGAAGUGGUGAAGUAUCAGAAUCAGCAAGUACUAGCAGUGUUGGUAGCAAUAGUUCACAUAGUAAGGCUCCUGGUGCUCAACUUCAUAAUUCAAAUUCUAAUAAUACUGUAAACACUUCCAAUCAACAAAAAUUAACAAGUAUACUUUAUAAUCCCAGUUCUCUAUUGCAAGUUGGUGAAAUACGAAAACAAAUGGUUGCUAUAGAUAGUGAUCCUUUAUUAACAAAAGCAGAGAAAGCUCAACAGAAACAAAGCCUAUAUAUUGCUUAUAGUUUGAAUGGAACUUUAGGUAGUCAUUCAUUAGCAACUACUGUCUCACCACUUUCAAGUUCAUUUUAUCCAAAUGAUACUGUGGAAUCUGUAGUAGGAAGUGCAUUAGAUGAGUUACACUUAGAUGAUCCCCUAAAUUUAGUAGAAUCAAUUCAUAGGGAUACUAAUUCACCAAUUAGCAAUUCAAUAUCGGCAGGCCUAGCAAGUUCCGGACUAUUAGGAAGCUCUGCACCAGUUAAUAUUCCUGGAAUGAAUGAACGUUCCGUUCUUACAAAUUUUUCGCCAUCUACAUCCAGUCCACUUCAACAUCUACAUUCAACUGGUUUUCUUACUGGAUCCAGAUUUUCUCAUCAGGAUUCAAUGGAAUCGACAAUACCAUUUAUGAAUCAAGUAUCAGAUCCAUUUAGCAAUCAUAUUUCACAACUUAGCAGUUCAGCUUCUAAACUUAGCGGAUUUAAUAGUAGCUUAUUUGAUUUUACAAAUCAAGGAAUGUCUCCAUCUCGUACUCAACCUCUCCCAGCAUCUCCAUUGGUUAAUGCAUUUUCCAUUAGUCCAAGUAAUACAGGAUCUUUAUCUGAGGUACAAAGGCUUAGAGAAGAAUUGACAUCAAGUCGUGCCCAAUUAGCAACAUGGGAUGAACGUAUUAAUCAAGCAAGAGCUGCUUGUGCUGCUUGGCAAUUGGAAAGUGAGGAAGCUAAAAGAAAAGCAAGUAUCGCUGAACAGCAAAGAGAUGAGGCCUUGUUGCAAGUAAAAGCAUUAAGGGUAGAAAAUGAAGCAUCUAGUGGUGGACCAUACCUUCAUACAUUGAGAAGAACAAGUGAGCUCAGAUCAUUAUCGAUAGCCGCAUUAAAAUCAAUUCAAUCACAGCUCCGUUCGGAUCUUGAAGAAGUAGAAAAGGUAGCUCAGUCGUUGCCGUUCCAGGUGCUGUACAGAGAAACGGCAACAAAGUGCAUGGUUUGUGAAGAACAAAAUCGCACUGUUACCCUCUCACCGUGUAAUCACUACGUGGUCUGCUCGACGUGCGCUCCAAAUCAACGAGAGUGCCCGUACUGCCAGACUCCGGUUGUUUCUACAAGUUAGGUCCGAAUAUUUUGUUAGAAUGCCCGUUGUUAUAAUCUCUACUCUUUCUCAGUAACCAGGACAAAUAUUCUCAGAAUUGUAAUGUGAGUAGUACUAGAAUUUCCACAAGAAUUUUUGGUACUUUAAAUGCGAUAAUAUAUAAAAUAAAUAAUUACAAGAAUUGUAAUAAAUAAUUACAAGAUUUGUACGAUCGCAAUAGAAAAAAGAAACAAGAGAAAAUACAAAUUUAUUCAAAUAUAUAAUUUGAUUAUCGCCAAAGUAAAUAUGGAUGUGAUAAGACUUCGUGUGCAUAGUCUUUAUUGUCAUACAUUUUUGUGUCAACAGUCAUGCUACUAUAUAACUGUUUAUAAAGAUUCAAAUAUCACAUCCUUUAUAUUAAGAACAUGUAUUAAUGAUCUUGAAAUGAGAAUUAUUUAUUAAUACAAAAUACAUCUAUUAGCAGGGUGCUAGCUAAUAAAUAGUUAGCAUUUAAUAACAUAUAUACAGUUAUACAAAUAUAAAAUUGAAGAAGAAAAAAACAAUAUAAUCAUAAAUGAUGGACAAAGUUUUGGGACCUCUAAAGUAUAUAUUUGUUUAAAAAUUAUAAUACCAUAAUUAAACGCAACAAAAGAUUAAUGUUCCACGACAUAAUAAUUGUGGGAUAAUUUUCCUCAAUUGUUGAGCUGUUAAACGUAUGUCACGAAUGAUGAUAUAUUUCUAUUGUAUUUAAAAAUAUAUAUUUAAAUAGGACUUUUUAAUUGAUUCGUACUGAUGGUAACAAUAAAAGUAUUAACAAAUUUUAUAUCUUUGGUUGAAAAAUAGUAUUGAUAAUACAUAUAUUAUAUAAGGAAUAUAUAUGAUUUCUAAAUUUUUAUACAAAAUAAAAAAAUUGCUCAUAUUUAUACGAGAUAUCAAUUUAAAUUUUUAAAAGAAAUGUAAGAUAAAAUAAUACAUUUAAUAAUUUUUAAUUAUUAAAAAAAAUAUAUGUAUUAUUUCAAUCUUACAAUGUUCUUAUCGUUAUUCUCUUUUGUUUUUCUUAUAUACAUAUAUACAUAUAUAUAUAUAUAUAUAAUAUAUAUAUAUAAUAUAUAUAAUAUAUACAUAUAUAUAUAUAUGCAUGUAUAUAUGUAUGUAUGCAUGUAUGCAUGCAUGUAUGUAUGUAUGUAUGUAUGUAUGUAUGUAUGUAUGAUGUACGUAUGUAUGUAUGUAUGUAUGAUGUACGUAUGUAUGUAUGAUGUACGUAUGUAUAUAUGUAUGUAUAUGUAUGUGUGUGUGUAUAUAUAUAUAUAUAUAUUUUUUUUUUUUUUGCUUUGCACUUUUUAUAAUUCCUAUAAAACAUACUCAAAUUAUAAUUCAUAAAAUGUUUUUAUACUUUGGAUACAUCGAAAAACAUGAUAUAAUCGAUAGUUAAAAUUUUUAUAUAAAUGCUUUUUUUUUUUUUCUUUUUUUCAUUUAUUCUUGAUAGAUAAUAUAAUAAUUAGUAUAUGAUCUUGUAUAUGUUUCACAAUACUUCUUUCUGUAUAUGGUAAUACGUUAUAUUUUAAACUUUAAGUAUGCUUAAUAUAUAAAUAAAUAUGUAUGUGUAUAUGGAUACAGUAUAUACUUACUAUUGAAAUUAAAUAGUGUGUGAUAGCAAAAUGUAAUUUUACAAGAGUACGUUACUAAAUUAAUUAAACUCAAUUUUUGUGUUGUAAGUUUUUACAUUUUUAGGUGUAAGAAUAUUAUGAAUAUUUAGGAUUUUUCAAUUUAAUCAAAAGAGGAGAGAGUAACUUAUAUUUACGAUACCAGCGAUAAAUGUGGCAUACGUGUUACAGCUCGAUAUGAUGACAUGCAACUAAAUAAGCAUGUUAGCAAUUAGCUUUUUUCAAUGAAACGCAUAGAUGCAGCGUUUUGUAUACCGGCUCUAUAAAAUAUUUUCAUUUUAAAUAUGUAGCUGGUAAUUAUUACUCUAAAAUGACUAUAUUGUUCAUGAUAUAAAAAAAGAAAAAAGGUAAAAUAUUGCCUAAAAUAUAAUAAAUGACUAGAAUAGAUAGGACAACAUUAUCAAAUUUUUUCCUCAUAGACAUAAAAUGUUACAAUAAUCAAUUUUAAAGACUCUAUUAUUUAAUAUUUACAAUAUAAUUAAAAUUAUUUUAAAUGUAUAAUACCCUGCACAAAUUAAUACUUUCUCAAAGAAUAUGUAUAUUUUUUAUGGACCAGUAAAGUUCUUUCGUAUAAGUCAUGAAUAAAUAACAUAUAUAUUUCCAAAUAAAAAUGCAAUGUAAAGAAAAAAAAUACAUACACAUCUUUAAUUAAAGUUUAAAAGUAAAAAGAAAGCGUAUUAUAAUAAACUUUACUUAAUUAUUUAAUUAUUUAAUAAUUCAAUAAAGCUGAUUGUUGUUUCUUUUUUCUUAGAUUACCUUCAUAGUUUAGUAUCAAAAAGUGAGGCCAAAAAAAGAAAUAAAGUUUUUAUUAGGUCCGUUUUUAUUACAGAUUAUUAAUAUUAAAGUAUAAUAGAUGUUAUUAAAAAAAAGAAAGAAAAAUACAAUUUUGUGUAUCAUGGUAUAAAUGAUCUAUUAAAAACUUAAUAAAAUAUAAAUUUAAUAAAAUCAAUGUGUGAAAAGUGAAAAUAAUAUUGUUUCAAAUAUCAAUUAUAUAUUAUAUUCCAUCAAAUGCAAUGAAUAAAUAUUUCAAUUUCUUCUAAGAUCGUAUAUACCAUGAUAUAAAAGUACUAUUUAGAAUUUAAUCAAUUUAGCACUUAAUAAUGCAUUUUUCAAUUGUUUUUUGCAUUCUUUAUAAGUACGAUUACAGCAAAUAACAAAAAAAAAAGUAUUUAUAUCCGCAAUUUUUGAAUAUAUUUUAAAUAUAAUUACAAAUAUAUAUUUUAAAAUAUUAUUCUUAAAUGCGAUUUUUUUUAACUCAAUAUUAUAAACAUUAUUAUUGUUAUUUUUGCUUAUAAAAAAUAUAUAUGAAAUUUUUCUCAUUACCAUCAUAUAGAAAUAGUAGGAGAUUAAUUAACUAAAAUGCUUCUUUAUUAUUAAAAAAUGUACUUAUAAAGAAUGCUAAUUUCUUCGACUUUUUGUAAUCAUAAUGUUUUCUCUAUUCGAUUAUAAUUAAAUAUGAUAAUAAAUAUGAUAAUAGUCAUUAAAGAUUCAUUUAAAAUCAAAUAAAAAUUUAUUUAUGAAAGAAAUAGCAAUAAUUUAACUGAAAUCAUAUAUAGAGUAAUAAGUUUUUUUUAUUUUAUUCUUCUUUCUUCUUUUCUUUUUUUCUUUUUCUUUUUCUUUAUAUAAUGAGAUACAUUAUGAUUACACUAAGUCUUAUAAAAUUUUAGGAAAAAUAUUCCUAAAUGAUAUAAUAUUGAAUAUUAUAAAUAAUUACAACAUAUACUAUUUUACUUAUAACAAUAACACAAAAUAUUAAUUACUAAGAACAUAAAUUAUUGUGAAAGCAACAAAUUUAGCUACAAAAUAGGAUAAUAGGAGAAUAACAAAAUAAAUUAGCUAAUACUGUGUACUAAAAAAAAACAUACAGUUGAAUAUUUAUAUAGGACUGCCUCAAUUGUUGGUUUUAAUGAUUUUUUUUCAAUGUAAUUAAUAUUUUUAGUAUAUAAUGAAUCUUUAUAUAAAUUUAAAUAUUAGAAUUUGUUUUUAUAUAUUCGUAAAUUUGUUUUAUUUAUAAUAAGCUUAUCUUUAUUUUAAUUUAAAUUAUAUGUUUAUAUAUUAAAUUUUCUGAAUAUCAAAUAUAUUUAAAUAAAUUUUUAAAAAACUAAUAUUAAUUAUUAAAAUAAUAUUAAUAUAAUCAAUUAGAUUUCAUGUAAUUGCACAAAAAACCAACAAUAAGGCAGGUAAAAUUGAACAAUAUAUUUUUGACAAGUUAUAAUAAUACAAAUACAAAGCGUUACAUGCUCUGUUUUGUGCGAAUGAUUCUCCUCUUAUGUUAAACAUUAUUAGAGCCUGAAGAGACAUAUUGCGAUCGUUCAUUUAUGCACUAGUUGAACGUUACAGAGAUUGCCUGUUGUUUAGUUUUCUUUUUAAAGGAAAUAUUCAUGAUCAAAGAAAGGGCAGAUGAUAGUUUCCUAAUAUUGAGGAAGAAUUAUCUGCACAUUCCAGAUGGCAAAACAUAUACAUAAUCAUUAGAUUACUGUACAAUAAUAAAAUUACGUAAAAUAGUAAUAUGUAAUACAAAAAAAAAAAAAGAAAAAAAAGAAAAAAAACAAAUUUGCUGAAUAUUUAUAUUACAAUUUAUAACUAAAGAUACUUGCUAUAAACCUGUAUCACCUUUAAUCACUUGUAGUUUUGAUAUAUGACUAAUGCAUUUGUUAUUUAGAUAGUAGUAAUAUGAAUUCCGAUAAACCAAGAGUACACUGAAUAAACUAAAAUUGAUUUUUAUUAAUUGUAGAAUGUGUUCUUGUUUGCAAUGACUGCUCAAUAUUCUGAAACAAAAUAGUAGAUGUCUUUUUGCCUUUUUAAUUAUUAUUUUCUACUAUUUAUCGAUUUACUUCUUAUUCUUCUUCUAUCAACUACUUUUUAAAUUUUUCAUAUUGUUUCUUUUUCUUUAUUCUGCAAACGUGGACACAUUGUUGAUAAUCCAAUUUUAUAGUGUCUCGUGUUAUUGCGAUUAUUAUGUAAACGUAUACUCUUUAAAAUAUUUAUAUUAUUAUCAGUUUAACAAUAUUGCAAAACUGCUUAGAUUAUAAAUUCGUGUGUAUUUUAAUUAUGCAGAUUUUAAAUUGGCAAUUUUUUCUUAAUUAAAUAAUAGAAUUCUUUUUCAUUUUCGUGAUAAUAAUACACACAUUCUCGAUCAGACUGAAAUUAAUAUAAAAUGUGUAAUGCAUAAAUAAAUAAAUAAAAAAGUCAAGUUCUAUGGUACUGAUAUCUAAGCAUUUUUGUAUUAAAUACGAGGUAGCAAAUGGCUGUACAACUGUGAUGUAAUAACAAUUUGAUUGUAAUAACAAUUUUUCUUAGAUCUUGUCAUUCGGUAUGUCGAUAUUUAUGAAGAUAUAAAUAUUUUGCAUACAAAAGCAAAAAAAAAGAGAAGGCUGUAAAGUUUUAAUUAUGCGAUCAUUGAUAAGUCUUUGAUAUGCAUUUCAUCAUUUAUAAAGGAUAUUGAUGACUAAGAAGAACACGUUCGAACAUAAAAUAUAGCAAGCCCAUAAAACUUUUGAAAUCAUUCUAAUUAAAGUAAUGUUGUAAUUUUUAAUUUUGUAAGUAUCAUAAAAAAUCUUUCAAUAACAAAGUCAUUUUAUUCGCAUUAUUUUGACAUGUCUUUUUUAUCUAUUUACAUUUUUAAAUUAUGCAUUUGAAUAUUCUUUGUUAUUAAUUACUGUGAUGUUUUGAUUCUUGCUAUAAAUUAUAUAAUUAAUGCAAAUGAAAAAAAAUAUUACUCUAAUUAGAUAUUUUUUAAUAUCUAGAUUAAAUAGAUAAAUUAUUUUUUUACUCAUUCUAUUGAACAAUAUGUAUCAGUCAUUUGCACCCUCAUAUUUUAAUGUAUAAUGCCUUGUGUCAAAAUAAUGUUAACAAAAUUGUGUUACAUGUUCUUACUAUUUUUAAAAAAAAAAAGUUUUGGUAUCUAUUAUUCAAUAAUCAAUGAUUUGUUUCAUUUAUUCAAUUAUUAACUAAUUCAAUUAUUAACAGGAAAAAAAACUAGACAUGAAUAAAUAAAUAAAAAUAGAAAAAUAAUUAAUAAAGUGCACAUGAUACAAUCUAUAAUCAGUGCCAUUUUCAACAUGUUUAUGAAAGUAAUAAAAGUUAUGUUCAGCGAAAGAUGAAUGUGAUCUGUUAACAUUUCUAAUUUCUGUGGAUUAAUUCUGCAUUUCUGAUGUGACGGAGGUUGAAACAUGUAAUUUAUGUUUUUAUGUUAAUCUUGUUAGAGUUUCAACAUCCAAACCUCAUUGUUAACAUAACAAAGGGAAAACUGAUAUUCAUAGUAAUUAAUAAUUAUAUCUUAAAAUUAAUUUAUAUUUAUAAAAGUGUAUUUAAUCUGUUAAUUUAAUAUGUAAUAAUAAUGUUAAUGGCAAAUUAAAAUAAUUAAAUUACAAUGUCAUUCUAAACUUUAAAAAAUUAAGAAAAAAUGAAAUAUAACAGAUUUAUCUUUUAGAUUUGAAAUAUUAAAUUGAUGAAAUUUUUUCUAAUUUGCAAUUAUCAUUAUUCAAUAAAAUGUACUUUAAUACUUUUUAUGUUGAAAUUACUAUGAUAAUUAGGUUUUUACCAAAUUAUGUAAAACUUAAUUCAAAAGUUUCAUAGUUAAUUCCAAUUCCGGCUCUUAGGUAUGCAGGAUUAUGUAAAAAUAUAUCCGUUAAAAAUAUUUUGAUAUUUUUGCAAUAUUAACACCGUCUUCCGGUACAGUAAUAUUUGCAUAUAGCCUGAAGCGCAGUAACAAUUUGAAACAUUAUGAAAAGAAAAAAUAUUUAUUAUUAAGCUUAUAAUGUAUAGACGUUGUUCUCUUAUAGUGCAAAGAAACAAAUUUAAAAACAUUUGACAUAGAUAAAAAAAAUAUAUUCGUGCUAUGAAGCAUGUAUAUUGCGAUAAUAAAUAUUUUACUGAAACUGUUGUACGAACGAAAAAAUAUUUUCUAAAACAAGAAUAUCUAAUUCUUUUUUGAAAUAUAAAACUGGAAAACAACAAAAAAUAAUAUAGCUUUUAAAUAUAUAUAUAUAUAUAUAUGUAUAUAUAUAUAUGCAGAGAAGGGAAGAGAGAGAAAAGAAAAAAAAUGUCGCUCGUACAACACAUUUUUUAAAGGGUGACCAUAUUAAAGUGCUUAAAAUUGAAACACAAUGUAAGAAGUUUAUUGUAAUUAUUAAAUUUUUAUUCCAUAAUUAUAAGAAUAAGAUGAAUACAAAUGAUUAUAUUUAUAAUAUAUAAAAAUAUUAAAAGUUAAAAAAUAGAAUUUGUAACAGAAUUCUUAACUGUGUUUUAAUUAUAUUGUUGUUUGAUAAUCAUGGAAAUUUAUUUCUAUAUAAAGAUACAAUAUAUUAUAUUGUAAACUUAUUUAAAUGUUAAUCAUUAAAGAAUGUUAGAUUAAGAUCUAUGUAAUUUAAGAUUUUCUGUACAAUUUUCUACAAGUUGAUUUUUUUUAUAUUUUUUAAAAAUUAUUUUGAAUCAUAUAGAUGUAAAAUUGUGAAACAAUGCCUUUAGAAAAUAAUCAUUGAUAAUAAUGGUCACCCUAAUAAAAUAAAAAAAUAAUAGAUAUAAUUGAAACAAUAUUUGCAAGAUAAUAACAAUAGAGUACAUAAAAUAUUUAAAAUUGUUCUGGUUGUGGUUCUGUGUGUGCAUUUUUAUACAGUGAUCGUAAUUGUGUAUAGAUUAAACUCAUAUCAUUGCUAAUUUUUUUAUAAAUUUGAAAUUUAUACAUAUUAAAGUUAACUUAAUCAAGAUGUUAAUUAACUUAUACAAGAAUUUGCAAUGUUUUGCAGAGGCGGGCAGAAAACUAGGAAAAAUAAGAAAUAAUUCAAAUGAUGUUUUUAAAUAGAUAAAUAUUUAGCUCAAUAUUUAAGAUGUGUAAAUGUCUAAUGAAUGAAAAAAAUUCAUAUUAUUUAAAAUUUUUUAAACUUAUUCAUAAUUAUAAUAGACUCAUAUUAACAUUAACAUUUUCAUCCCUUUUUUAAAUUACAAUUAAUACAUUUAAUACAUUUUUAAAAAAACAUUUUAUUUUACUUGAAAAUAUUAUUUUUGUAAAUAUAAAAUAAAAAUAUCUAAAAUUUUAUUAGAUAACUUACAUAAAUAUGUAUAUAAAAUUUCUAUAUAUAACACUAUAAUAUUCAUUUAACUUUGAAUAUUUAUUUUAAUAGAAUAUAAUAUAAAGAAAAAUAUUUAAUAAUAAUAAAUUUUUAAUAUAAUAAAUAAUAAAAAUAAAAAAUCAAUUAGUGCCCGUUUCUGUAGAAUACCUUACAAAUAAAAUAAAAAUAUUGCAAUAUCUCAAUUGCAUCAAAUCAACAUUAGUCAAAGGUGCUGCCAGUAAAUAAAAAACAAACACAUACAUAUUUGAUUAAUUGAACUAUGAGAACAACCAGAAAACUAUAAUUUUAAGAUAAUGAUUAUAUAAUAUUAUUAUCGUAUACAUAUAAAGGAUUUCAUACAAGAAAAUGUUAAGAUAGCAUUUCGUAUAUUAUUACUCAAUUUUUAUAAAUGAACUUUUUCAUUCGCGUGCAUAUGCGAUUUGAGAAAUGAAACAUUAAUUAUAGAAAUUCGUGAUUUAAUAUAUAAAUUUAAUAUAAAGAUCUAAAAUUUGGUUUUUAUUAUAAUAUUAAUUUUCAAUUAUUUUAUAUUUAAACUGAUUUAACAUUGUUAUUAAAAUUAACUGUAAAUAUUUGUCAUUAAUGUGAAAUUUAAAUGAAAAAACAAAUAUUCAACACUUAAUCGUGAUUGAUUUAAAUGAUAAAAAUAUUAUAUCAUAUUAUAGUUAAUAUUUAAUAUUUAAUUAUCAAUUACAAAAAAAAGUAUUUGGUGUUAUAGAUCUUAUAUGUCAUUUAGAAUAUCAAGCAGUACCUUGUAGUUGAAAAACAAAGUAUUUAUUAUGCAUUAAAAUUGAUUUUUUUAUUAUACAUUAAAAUUGCAUUUUUAUGCAACAAUUAAUAUAAAAUAUAAAAUUAAUAGAUUGUUUAUUUUCUUCUUUACUUUUUUGCAAUUGCAAAACAAAUAAAAUAAGUUUUGUAUGUAAUUUUGAUGUGUGUUCUCUGUUAUUAAUAUUUUUGUAAAAAAAUGCUACUUAAAAUAUUUUCAAGUAAUUUUCUUUACGUUUAUUACAUAAAAUCCAAGCUUAAAAUUAUUUAGACAUCAUGUAACCUUUUGUAUAUGAUAUAUAAUCAAUUUUUUAAAUUUGAGUUAAAUUUGAGUUUAAGUAAAUUAUAUAGUAAAAUAUUUUAUUUAUUUAAAAGAGAACAAAAAUAUUGAAUAAAUCAAGCUUUGUUAUUUUAUUUAUAAUAUUAUGUAUAAUAGACAUAGUUUUUUACAUUCCAUUUGAAUUUUUAUAAAGUACAAAAGUAAUAUGGGCUUGCAUUUUUGAUGUUCAUGUCCUGCUAAACUGAUAUAAUUAUUCAGAAAUCAAUAAUAGUAUCUAUAACUAGUAUCUGCAUGAUGCUCGAAAAAUUUCAUAUCUGAUCGCAUACCGAAAGAAAGAUUAAAAUGUAAUAAAAUGCAGUAAGAGGUUUUCGUUGUCAUUAACGAGUGUAGACAAAUUCUAAUGAAUGUCAGUACAAAUUGAAUAAUAAAGAAAAAAAAGCAUCAUUUAUGUGCAAGUGACAAAAAAAAGUUAAUAUUGAUGACACGUAUUUUUGGCAAUACAAUUUUAAAUAACAUAUUUAAAUUAAUAUAGCUGUAAUUAGAAUGUUAGUAAAUAAAUUUUGUUUUAAUAUUUU
This is a messenger RNA of Apis cerana (Asiatic honeybee), 13033 nucleotides long. RefSeq names its product RING finger protein unk (gene unk). Gene Ontology annotation, molecular function: metal ion binding. NCBI's taxonomy places the organism in Eukaryota, Metazoa, Arthropoda, Insecta, Hymenoptera, Apidae. The record is from RefSeq and is a predicted model, not a curated record.